Molecule: messenger RNA, 2003 nt
Organism: Condylostylus longicornis
Lineage: Eukaryota; Metazoa; Arthropoda; Insecta; Diptera; Dolichopodidae
Exons: 2
Coding region: 117-500 (127 amino acids)
Source: RefSeq, a predicted model, not a curated record
GUCUUUUAGAUUUAGUUUGUAAUGACAAUUAGUGUUUAUUCGUUGUAAAUUGUGUCAUUUUAGAUUUGUUUUACCUCCACUAAAAAUUUAUUAAAAUUUCUAGUAUUGGAUACAUUAUGCACUUACGUGUGUAUGAAUGUAUUCAAGAAAAAUCUCAAAAAAGCAUUUUUUUAUUUGUAGCAAUUGAAUUAGGGCACCGUUUUGCUGAAAGCCAAAAUGCUGAUUUUCCAGAUAAUUCAGGAGGUAAUCUAAUUUCAACGCCAGCUUUCAGUCACCAACAUUGGAAAGAAGUCGGGGGUAAAAAAAUGGUUCAGUAUAAUGCCACCAAUAGCUUGGAUGGAGUACCGUUUAAUUUGUCGACUAUGAUUCAUACUAAUAAUUUUUUCGAAAGUCAACAGUCAAAAGUAGAUCACAUAUUAGCUGCUUUUACUAGAUUAGCUUCGGUAGAAAAUGCAAAAGGAUACGAUUUUGCUUUAGAAAAAAAUGUAGUAGAUAUAUAAAAUUUGAAUUUAUUCAAUGCUAUCGGAUAAAUUAUUCAUACAUAUAGAAAUACAUGUACAUGCAUAUGUACAAAUAUUUCCAAAUGUUGCAAACCCGGGACUAAAUUUAGGAUUCGAAAAUUUUUUUGAACAAAAAUUUAAAAGUACUUCAUUAAUAUCAAAUAACCAAAGAAGGUAAAAAAAGUAUUUAUACACUACAUAAUGUGGUUGAACUUUUGGCGCUGAGUCUUAUUAAAGAUACCAAUUUAAAAUUUUGUUCAAAUAAAAUUUCCUUUAUUCAAACAGUUUUUUCAAUUUUGCUAUCCACAAAAAAAUUCUAAGUUUAAUAUAACAAAAAAUAACAUCAAAAAUGUAUUCAUACACUCUGACAUUAAUGAAUAAAAUUUAUUGCAAAAAUUUAUUUAAUUAUUAAUAAUAUUUCGUAUUGCCGUUUGCUUCUGUUACAGCUUUUAAGCGGUUUUUCAUACUGCUCACCAAUUUAUGGUCUUGAGCUUUUAUAUUUCCCUAUUCUUGUAACACUUUAAGGGAUGCUGCGGAAGUAAUUCCGUGUUUCCGGAUUCGGCUUUCCAAAAACUCCCAUGUUUUAUUGGGCUUAAAUCAUGUUCGGAAGUCUGUGUUUAGAGUCGUUAUCUUGCUGAAACAUGUAUGACCGCACAUUAAGACCCAAUUUUUCAGCAUUGAGCUUUAAAUUGUUCUAUAAAAUAUUCAAGUAACCAUUCUUAUUCAUAGUGUGGUUAAUAAACGGUUACUCAACCAAGUAGCACCUAUACAGUCCCAUACUAUUACGUUACCGACAUCAUGUUUCACUGUUGGCUCAACGUUUCCUUUGUUGAAAUUUGCACUUCUCCAUUCUUUUCAGUGGCCAUCAAUUCUAAAGAUUUAAUUGCCUUUAUCGCUAAAAUUACGUUGUUCCAGAAGUCAUCGAAUUUAUUUAUGUGCGUUUUAGCAAAUUUAGUCGUUUUAUUUUGUUGAUGUUCGAUAUUAAUGGGUUUUUUCUAAUUGAACGCGACUUAAAACCGGCAUUAUGUAGAAUAUUUCGAAUAGUUUGAGCAUUGGAAUUUUUAGCUUUGUACCCACUGUACAUGUUUUUCAUUGUUUGAUAUUAAUGAAGUACUUUUAAUUUUUCCUUAAGAAUUUGAAUCUUCUAUGUGUUGUCUCACAGAAAAGGCCGAAAUUUUUGAUUCUUUUUUUAACAUGUUGAUAUCACGCUGUUCCUUCAAACUAAAUAUUUUUGGUCGAACACUUCGGGGUUUUAUUGCUGUUUUUCGAUUUUUAUAAUUUUUUAUAGCAUGUUGAACCGUAGCACGAGUUGCACCUAUACUGGCUCCAAUUUUCUCUGAGAUUUUUUCUCAAAAUGUGGCUUUACAAUUAAGUUACGCAUGUCUGAUGAAAGCUCUUUGCCUCUGCCCAAAAUACUUUAAUAAUGUAAUUUUGGUCAAAAAAAUAUAUUACUAUUGCAAUAAAGUUUUAAAUAUUGAAUUUUAAUGAAAAAAAAAAUUGAAA